This is a messenger RNA of Pocillopora meandrina, 3893 nucleotides long. The record is from the annotation of a GenBank genome assembly. NCBI's taxonomy places the organism in Eukaryota, Metazoa, Cnidaria, Anthozoa, Scleractinia, Pocilloporidae.
AUGUUGGUUACUUUUGAGAGGUUUAUCGCCAUCAAAAUUACGUCGCACUACCCAAACAGUGUCACUGAUAAGAAAGUAACGAUAGCACUGAUUGCAGUUUGGAUCAUUGCCUUCGUGUGUAGAAUGUUUGAGGCCUUAGAGAUUUAUCUAAUAUUUUAUUCUAAAGCAAGCCUUGUCGCUAUUUUGUGAAUCGUUUUCGUUGCCAUCGCAUAUGUGAUUUGAUAUCAUUAAACGUGUCGACAUCAAAGGAGGAUAAAAGUACAACAACUGCCCCAAGAGGAGGUGGAAAGAUUUACCAAAGAAGACGAGGCGAUUAUGACAACUGUGUUUGCAAUUGGUGCUGUUAUUUUUGGCCUUCCUCAAGUUUCUUUGUGUCUCAUCAUUUUAGCUACAGGCCAUUGUAGCUUUUGCCCCAUCAACGGACCAAUGUGGCAAUUCUUUGCCAUGCCACCCACACACAACCCCGAAUUCCUCCAAUAGCUCUGACAAAGGGCUAACGCCCAAAAAGUCAGCUUUUGAACUCUUUUCGGUGGCUAACUCAGUUGAUAAUACUAAAUUAGCAUGCUAAACUCGUAUGUAAAUCCAUUGAUCUACCGCUGGAGGCAAAAAGAAAUGAGAAAGCACGUUCUUACACCUUGUACAGGAAGAACCCAGCUCGUGCAUCCAGCCAUCCAGCAAAGAAGGAGAAUAUGGCAGAAAGACUGAAAAAAAAGGUCCUUGUCGUUGGUUUAUGUGACAAUAUAUUUUUUGUUAGGAGUGUUUAUUCGUAUAUUGCGCGCAAAAUCUGAUUCUUAAAAGGACUAUUUGAACCCACGGAAAAAAAUCUUUGCAAGAAGGGUACAUCUUUAGUAAUAAGCCUCAGCCUAUUUUUUCUUUAGCAAAAAGAGCUACGGAGUAAUGAUUGCAAUUGAGUUUUUCUUAUAUUUGUUUAAGAUACGUAGAAAUGUUUCGUUCUUGUCUCAUGGUCGACAUAGGAAUUAGGUAAUUGAAUUGAAAUCUCCUUAUGAUUUCAUCAAACAUAUAAAGCAGUGACAAUGCUGGGAACUUGUAUUGACAUCAUCAUACUCCCGUCAAUAUUUAACGUUGUUCAAUUACGUUCUUCGGGGCUGUAACUAAACUUAUCCAAUUUCAAAUUGACUUGGGGAGUUACCCUCCUUUAGUCGAUGCACGACCUGGUUCUCAUUCUCGAUACUAACUUCCUAAGCGCCCUAUUUUCUUUGGUUCAUCUUUCCAUUUCUUUUUAAUCGGUUCCUGUGCUUUUAUCUUCCUUUGUUGCUGUUAUGCGAAGUCGUCCACUGAACAAGAAUAACUGGUUGUAGAUGCUAAAAGUGUCAUCAACCAAAUUCACUGGGAACUUUUCGGCUCCUUUCAAAUCUUGCGCACGCUUUGAGUUUAGUCAAUCGCUGAGAAAAAGUAACGCUGUGAUGUAAAAUGCCGUAAUAAUUCUGGCCAUGCAUGCUUGAAAUGGCACCUCGUGCUAAGGGGCAGGUGAUAACAAAGUUAUCUCGACAUGAAGAGUUACUAGAUCUGAUAAUUAUGCGAUCAUGAUUGACACUAUAUUUCUUCUCUAUAUAUAAUAAUGUGUUUAAAGAGACAGAUGAGAACUUCCUGAUGUGUUUUCAAUCUUUGAAAUAAUAAUAAUAAAAACAAAAACAAAAACCUCUAACAGGCUCAGCAAAAGGUAGUGUAUCAAUUUUUUGAUGCAAUAUUAACCGUCCUCAACCGCGCUCUACAUAUUUUCUUUUUUUUUUUUUUAACCUCCUAUCCUGUAUUAUGGAAGAAACAUGCAAAGUAUAAAACUAUGACAUCGAAGAAGAGACGGGUGUCGAAUAAAUUGGUAUUUUUUGAUGAAAAUCUUCGUGGACGAACCUAAAGAGGAAUAAUAUUCUUGACAAUAAAAAACCUAAAUGCAAAUAACUGACUUUAAAUUAAGCCCAUAAAACCAAAGUAAGAUAAUAAACUAACAGCUAAUACUUUUCUUCUAAUAUAGUUUUUUAAUUAGGAUAAGAAGCCAUGUAACUAUAAAUAUCUAUAUGGUUGUGUAGGGCGAAUCAAUUUCCUAAAUAACAAGGUAUAUGAAGAAACGAGUAGGCUACUAUAAGUUACAGAGACCACUUCAAUGGGCUGAAACCAUUUUUGAACUAGUGAUUAAUAAAAAGUCGGCAGUGAUUUUAAUUAUUUUGGAUUAAGAAUGAUAUCUGGGCCGAGCUUGAAGGAGAUUCAUUUGAUAAGGCGGCGAAGAAAGUUCCCACGUAAACUUCUUUUGUGGUGUUGUCCUUAAACUACUUACUAUUCAAAGCUUAGCUUUUCGCUGCCUUCUCCCUUCUCGUGCAAGAAUAAUAAUAAUCUGUUGAAAACAUUAAUUUUAGCAAUAGAGCAGAUACAAAACAGCAAUAGAAGUCAUGAGUUCAUCUCACAGACUUAGUUGACUUACAAUAAUCUACCAACUCGACAUGGUGAAUUUUUCAAAGCUUAGCUUUUGGCUGCCUUUUCCCUUUUAGUGCAAGAAUAAUAAUCUGUUGGAAACAUUUGCACUUUUAUUUUUAGCGAUAGAUCAGAUACAAAACAGCAAUAGAAGUCAAGAGUUCAUCCCAAAGACUUAGUUGACUUACAAUAAUCUACCAACUCGACAUGGUGAAUUUUUCUUUGGCUAGUUUUUAGAAACGCUUUCAGACUGAUAAAAAAUUUCUUAUGCCCCAUUUUAUAUUUACAUAGGUAUCCGCUAACGUUCUGAUAAUUUUCCUAAACAGAAUCAAUAUUUUGAAUAAUCAAAAAUACAAAAAUCAGAAUUAGGAGUUUAUAGGAGAGCCUCAUAAAUUGUUGAAUGCCUAAUCAAUAGUGUUGUUAGCUUCAUAAAGAGUUUCAUUUGUCAUAGGGAAAGUACAUCGUAAAGCAUUUGCGCUAUUGAACAAAUCUCUCGAGAUAAUUUCCCCCUUCAAUAUUACCACGAUAACGUAAUUAAAAUAUUGCUGAUAGCAUUUUCGAAAGUGUAUGAUUGUUUAUCAGAUAUGCAUACCAUCAAUUGUAAUACGGCAGACAUGGGAGAUCCGUGCGUCAGGUUUUGUGACGAAUUGAACUACAUUCGAUUUUGGUUGGGUUGAUAUGUCAUGAAACUCUCUCAUUAAUGUUAGUUUUAUAGCCAUUCCCAACAGAUGUUGGAGUUCCAAACGCCAUGAAUGUAACACACUGCAUGGGGAUGCAAAGAAAAAAAUACUUUGCGACAACGGCUAAAUUUUCAAUAAUUUGAAAUUAGCAGACUGAAUUCGGACUUCGGAACUGACCUUCCGAAUGCAUUUUGUAUUUCAACCAUGGAGAAACUGAAAUUGGUCUAUAAACUUAAAUAAAAAUAAGUCGUUAAAUCUUUAAAACACGAUAAACAAGUGGCUGUGGGCAUACAUGUCUGAAACAAGAAACUUAAAACUGAAUUAAUCAUACAAUUAGAAAUUGAAAUACGUGAGAAAAUAUCAAGUUAAACCACAUGCACACUAAAAUGGAGCUAGUGGAUAAAAGCCUCCCAAAAACAUCUAAAAUCCAGCGAAAUGAUACAAACUGUGCGGUUGGUAUCAAUAACGUAUCCAACUCAACACAUCAAACUUCUUCGAGUUUCAUUUGCGAACGCUAUAACGAUGACCAGCAUAGAUGGCGACACAGUAAUAUUCCCACCGAAUGUUAAUUGCAUUAUCAGUAUUAGCAUUAACAGUAUCGCCUGUCCUUUCACAGUUCUGCUUAACGUGCUGGUAAUUAUAGUCGUCAAAAAAAGACCACGACUCCGAACUAACAACAAAAUCUUACUGGCCUGUUUAGUGGUGACUGACGCAUUAACUGGUCUCUUUGGUCAACCGUUAUAUGUGUUGUGGAGGAUAUUCCUAAUAUUUGGCCUCAGUAGCAGUUAA